Oryzias latipes (Japanese medaka) is the source of this 7239-nucleotide messenger RNA. The record is from RefSeq and is a predicted model, not a curated record. Lineage: Eukaryota; Metazoa; Chordata; Actinopteri; Beloniformes; Adrianichthyidae.
GUAACUGACCGAACCACUUGCUCUCCGUGCAGUAGUAGGCGGCGCACAUCCCGCAUCAUUUUACGUUGCUCCGAGCUAGUCAGACUAACUAGUACGCCCCGUCGUUUCCCCCUCCGUCAGAACAGCCAAAUGCUCAACAGUAACUUAAAUUUAAAAUUCAAUUCAACAAGACAGCCUCUCCCUUCUGUCACCGAAGAGGACAACUAGAACUCAGGCCGUCUUUCUUUGGCAGCUGGCUUCUCGGCGAACGUUAGCCGCUAAAGCUAACGCAAGCAGGUUGGUCUCUUGUCACUGCCAUCAUGAUAUGUGAAGAUCUCGGUUUCAACUAUACACCUGCUAUGGGAAGACAUCACUAAGCCUACAGUGAACAACUUUCCUGGAUGCUUUGACAUACGGGACGCGUUCAAAGAUGGAGAAGAAGAAAAUGUGCCCACGCCUUCUUGACUACUUGGUAGUGGUUGGAGCAAGGCAACCAAGUAGUGACAGCGUGGCCCAGACACCUCAGCUUCUUCGCCGUUACCCACUGGAAGACCAUCCAGACUUCCCCCUCCCACCGGAUGUGGUGUUCUUCUGCCAACCCGAGGGCUGUCUGAGCAUAAGACAGCGCAGAGUUAGUCUGCGUGACGACUCCUCGUUUGUCUUCAUGCUAACUGACAAGGACUCAAGCACCACCCGCUAUGGAAUCUGCGUCAACUUUUACCGAUCUUUUCAACGCGGACAUCACCGUCCUCGAGGAGACAAGAGUGGUCACACAGAGACGCCGUCGAAGGCUGCUGAAACCACCGGCGAAGUGUCAGAUGGCAGCAGUGGAGCGUCAUCCACUGUGUUACCUGCACCUACUAGCACUGAAUCUGUGCCUCCGCCUGCCUCUGCAGAACAGAGUGAGCAGGCAGGUGACGAGCUAAACUCUGGAAGGUCUCCACAGCACAGACGGAACGCUGCCAAGGUGGCAGCUAGAAAUCGCAACAGCACCCUGACCUCCCUGUGCAUACUCAGCCACUACCCAUUCUUCUCCACCUUUAGGGAGUGCUUAAAUAUCCUUAAAAGGCUAGUGGACUGUUGCAGUCAAAGGUUAACUCAGAGAGCGGGCCUUCCACGUGCCACCCAAAGAGACACCAUGUGGCGAGUGUUUACUGGAGCCUUGUCAGUGGAAGAAAAAGGCAGUCAGCUGCUCGCUGAUCUUCGGGACAUCGAGUCCUGGGUGUACAGGCUACUGCGCUCACCUGUGCCGGUGGCGAGUCAGAGGCGUGUGGAUGUGGAGGUGCUGCCCCAUGAACUGAAGCGAGCACUCACCUUUGCUUUGCCUGACAACUCUCGCUUCACUUUGGUGGACUUUCCCCUCCACCUGCCCCUGGAACUGCUGGGUGUGGACGCCUGUCUCCAGGUCCUCAGCUGUGUUCUGUUGGAGCACAAGGUUAUUCUUCAGUCUCGGGAUUACAAUGCUUUGUCAAUGAGUGUCAUGGCUUUUGUGGCUAUGAUCUAUCCUCUGGAGUACAUGUUUCCUGUCAUCCCCUUACUGCCAACAUGUAUGGCGUCUGCAGAACAACUCCUUCUUGCUCCAACCCCUUACAUUAUUGGUGUGCCAGCCAGCUUCUUCCUUUAUAAAUUGGAUUUCAAAAUACCAGAUGAUGUUUGGCUUGUUGACCUUGACAGCAGCAAGGUUAUAGCCCCCACAAAUGCAGAGUCUUUACCACCUCUACCAGAACCCGAAGCAAGCGAGCUUAAGAAACAUCUGAAACAGUGUCUGGUUAGGUUGACCGUGAUCACCCAAAAGCAGAUCUUCUCCUCUGAACAUAAGGCCUUGGCCAGCAUGAGCUUGAACACGCAACCUAUUCUGAACUUGGAGAAGUUCCAGGAAGGACAAGACCUGUCCCUGCUCCCGCCUGGACGAGACAAGGCUUCGCCUUCUUCUACGGAAUUCAACCCUCUCAUUUAUGGCAAUGACGUUGAUUCUGUGGAUGUAGCCACCAGGGUUGCCAUGGUGCGGUUCUUCAAUUCACCAAACGUUCUCCAGGGCUUCCAGAUGCACACUCGCACCUUACGUCUUUUCCCUCGACCGGUGGUCGCUUUUCAGUCCACGUCUUUUCUUGCUUCUCGGCCGAGGCGCUCUCCCUUUGCAGAAAAACUUUCUCACACCCAGGCAGUGGAGUUCUAUGGGGAGUGGGCUCUUAGUCCCACCAACCUGGCAUUUCAGAGGAUACAUAACAAUGUUUUUGAUCCCUCUUUAAUUGGAGACAAGCCAAAGUGGUAUGCUCACCAACUGCAGUCUGUAGUAUACAGAGUCUAUGAUGGGGGCUCCCAGCUAGUCGAGGCAAUGGCCGCUCCCUUGGAGGAGGAAGCCAACGAUUCUGACCCCACAGACAGUGGUAGUGAUAGUGAUGGAUAUGAUGGCUCCAGCUCUUCCUAUUCCUCACUUGGAGACCUGGUGAGUGAGAUGAUUCAAGGGGACAUCCAGGGAGACACACCAAACUUAGAUCCACCCACCCAUGCUGCACUGGGAGAUGCCAGCGAGGUUGAGUUUCAAGACUUGAGAGAUGGUCGUACCACUGAAGGUCUACUUGGUGGAGAUGGAGCUGCCGAGCCAUCUGAUGGACAACCCCUUCGCUCAAGCUCAAGCACAACUGCAAGCUCAAGUCCUAGCACAAUCAUCCAGGGAGUCAACCAUGAACUUGGGGAGGUACCUGAAAUCGAAGCAUCUGCAACUGCAGCUGUACAGAACCCCGUCCCUGGACUGAGUGGGGAGCAGUUCGUCCGACCUGUGGCAGAUGCUGGUCUGAUCGACUCGGCCAACAAAAAGCAAGAGUAUGAUAACCCCUACUUUGAGCCUCAGUACGGAUUCCCAUCGGAAGAUGAUCCUGAUGCAGAGGAGCAAGUAGAAUCCUACACCCCUCGAUUUGUCCAGAACCUUAAUGGCAACAAGGCACAGCGACCUUUACGUCCCAGUAGCCUGAGGCUUCCUGGAGAGUCAGACGGAGAGGGAGACUCGCACAACAGCUCACCAAACUCCACCAUUUCCAACAGCAGCAAUGAUGGAUUUGGAGGACUUAUGUCGUUUGCCAGCAAUCUAUACAAGAACCACGGCACCAGUUUCAGCCUGUCUAAUCUUGCCCUUCCCAACAAGGGAGCGAGGGAGAAGGCAACACCCUUCCCCAGUCUGAAAGAUUCCCCUGACAGCCCGGUUCCUCCAGGUGCACGUGCUCCCCGAGCGCUUGUGGACCAGAAAUCUUCAGUGAUUAAACACAGUCCAACAGUGAAGAGAGAAUCACCAUCGCCUCAGGGUCGAGUCAACAACACAAGUGAGAACCAGCAGUUCCUAAAGGAAGUGGUACAGAGUGUCCUUGACGGUCAGGGCGUUGGCUGGCUCAACAUGAAGAAAGUGCGUCGAUUGUUGGAGAACGAGCAGCUCCGUGUCUUUGUUCUAAGUAAACUCAACCGAGCUGUGCAGUCAGAAGAAGACGCCCGGCAGGAGAUCAUACGUGACGUGGAGGUGAGCAGAAAGGUCUACAAGGGGAUGCUGGACAUCUUGAAGUGCACAGUUUCCAGUUUGGAACAAUCCUACACCAACGCAGGCCUUGGAGGAAUGGCCAGUGUUUUCAGCCUUCUAGAAAUAGCGCGCACACAUUAUCAAACCAAAGACCCAGAAAAGCGCAAGCGAAGCCCCACAGACAGUGCUGGCAGCCCGGGAAGUAAAGAGAGUCCUUCUGGUCGUAUGGAGACGGCCAGACCUCAGGGCCUCCUGAACAUUCCCCACCUGCAGCUGCCUCACCACACAACGGUCAAAGGAGCCCGCCAUUUUGAUACGCGGAGUCUGAACGAGGAGAACUUUAUUGCCUCUAUUGAAUUGUGGAGCAAGCACCAGGAUAAGCAAAAAGCUAUGGAAAAACCACAGAGGGCAGAAGGAGCAAAGCAGCACCGUCCACAGGCGGCUGAUGCAGAGGAGAAGAAAUCCCAGAUCAGUGCAGACAGUGGACUCAGUGUCGCGUCAGGAUCCCAGAAGAGUGACACAGAAUCAGUAACCAGCUCAGAACCGCCAAUCCUGACGAGAAGCACCAGCCAGGACUCAGAGGCUAGCACAGUGAUAAGCAACAGCUCUGGAGAGACUCUGGGAGCUGACAGUGACCUGAGCAGCACAGCCGGAGACGGGCUCGGAGGAAGAACCGCUCCUCAUUUGGCUCAGUCUAGGGGGACGCUGUCUGACAGUGAGAUUGAAACCAAUCCAGCCACGAGCUCUGUGUUUGGAAGGACCCACACUCUGAAACCUGGUGCUAAAGACCACGGGCCUGCGGUGGUUAAAGGGCCACCAACACAACCCAUGGAGGACAUCAGCAUGAGGAUUUACCUUUGUGAAGGCCUGCUGGGGCGGGAUAAGAGCUCCGUCUGGGAUCAACUAGAGGAUGCUGCAAUGGAAACCUUUUCUCUAAGUAAGGAGCGCUCCACCCUCUGGGACCAGAUGCAGUUCUGGGAGGAUGCCUACUUAGAUGCUGUGAUGUUGGAGCGUGAAGGCAUGGGGAUGGACCAGGGGCCACAGGAGAUGAUCGAAAGAUACUUGUCGCUCGGAGAGCAUGACCGCAAGCGCCUGGAGGAUGACGAAGAUAGGCUUCUUGCAACGCUGCUGCACAACAUGAUCGCCUACAUGUUAAUGCUGAAAGUGAAUAAAAAUGACAUCAGAAAGAAGGUGAGGCGAUUGAUGGGCAAGUCACACAUAGGCCUCACAUACAGCCAAGAGAUCAACGAAAUACUGGACAAACUGGCCAACAUGAACGGCCGUGAGCUGUCUACCAGGCCCAGUGGAAGCCGCCACAUCAAGAAGCAAACCUUUGUUGUCCAUGCUGGCACCGACACCACAGGAGACAUAUUUUUUAUGGAGGUCUGCGACGACUGCAUCGUCCUGCGCAGCAACAUCGGCACCGUUUACGAGCGCUGGUGGUACGAGAAGCUCAUCAACAUGACCUACUGUCCCAAGACCAAGGUGCUGUGUCUGUGGAGACGCAACGGCCAAGAGACCCAGCUCAACAAGUUUUACACCAAAAAGUGUCGUGAACUUUACUACUGUGUGAAGGACAGCAUGGAAAGAGCUGCAGCAAGGCAACAAAGCAUUAAACCAGGUCCAGAACUGGGCGGCGAGUUCCCCGUCCAGGACAUGAAGACCGGGGAAGGUGGACUUCUUCAAGUCACGCUGGAGGGAAUCAACCUCAAAUUCAUGCACAGCCAGGAGCGGAAGGUUUUCAUAGAGCUGAGUCACAUUAAAAAGUGCAAUACAGUGAAGGGGGUCUUUGUCCUGGAGGAAUUUGUUCCUGAAACUAAAGAAGUGGUGAUCCAUAAGUACAAGACCCCCAUGGCGCAUCAGAUCUGUUACUCCGUCCUGUGUCUGUUCUCGUACGUGGCUGCAGUGAAGGGGAAAGACGCCGACGGAAAACCCAAGAUGCUCUCUCCGAGGCCUCUCCCUAGUUAGUCCCCGCCCCCCGCGCUGCACCUCCCGCUCCGUCCGUCUCCCUCAACGUGCCUCUCUACUUGAAAUGGCAUCUCAGACUUUUGACAAUCCCCAACUUAAGUAAGCACACGCCCCUCCCCGUCGUCCCGUGUACGUACCACCGUGUAGAUGCAGCUGUGUAAACACGUGAUGUCAUGUAAAUAAUCUCAUCCUGUCGUUCACGCCCGACCACUGAAGCACUCGCCCGCUCCUUCCACUCCUCAUCUUUCUUCUUGUUUUGUCUGCUGCCAAGAACUACAGUGAGGGCUUCCCCUCAGAGUGCAUGCAGGACCUGUGCACAGCCUUGAUGUGAACCACAGCGCCCCCGCCCCCGUCCCCAUUCAGCUGUGUUAUUCUGUGAUGUGUGGUUAUUGUAAAGUUCCAGUCUGUCCAAGUAUAAACUGGUGAAACAUCCAGAAGCCCUCCUACAGCGUGGAGACCCCCGACCCCCGCACACUGGACCACAGCCACGCAUGUAAAGGCUCCUCCACGGUGUUUGAACCCUGAAAACUGUGAGUGUCCCGCCUCUAGAUUUCCCCUUAGAUCUCUCGUCUGUGCUCUGCUCUUGUUCCCUGCAUGUGACUAUAGGAAAAUAAAUAUUAUAUAUAUAUUUCUAUAUAUAGUAUUUAUUUAAUAUAUACAUUUUCUGACUGUACAUUGAUCUGAAAAAAAAUGUUACAAAAAUGUUUAUUUGCUAGAUGUGCAAUACUUCAGUAGUUAGCCAUUGCCGGGUGUUUGGAGUGACCCGGCGCUCACAGGGUGAGGAAUGUAAGAGAUUUUCUUUUCUAUCGGUGCGUUUCGGUCAGAGAUUUUAGUGCGGCGUGUUUGUUCGGUGUCUUUAAAGAUUUAACGUCGAUCAAUCGAUUGCACCAGGCAGAAAACUGCUUUUUUUCUUCUCUUUUUAGGAGGAAGGCUUGUUUGUCAGCAGGUGCUGAAGAGUAAAGAGGUCAUGUCGCAGUUUGACAGAAGACCAGAGGGGGGAGCUCUGCUCCUGUCCUCCUCUGCACCCCACGGGUCCUAAAAUCUGCUUCUAGAAACGGUCUUUAGAAAUCAUCGCAUACUAAUGAACACAAAGUUUGGUUGUAUUUGUUUCAUAAAUUGGAAAACAGUCCAAGUAAGCAGGAGUAGAUUAUUCCAACAACCUGUGUAAGAUGCCAAGUCUUAAAAGGUUACUGCAUUUUUGUGAAAAAACACUUCACACCUGCUGACAGAAGGCUCCGCCCUCACCUGCCUUUAAACAGAUUUCAUUGUUUUUCCUGUGAAUUGUCAAAAAGGUUGGUAGAGUUAUGUGUACGUAAACUGAUUGAAGAAACAAGGUUUCCAGGAAAAUCAAGAGUCUGUUUUUGAAUUGAUCAGGAAAGCAGUUUGCUGCUCUGUGAUCGACUUGUCAUGCCUGCAGCUGAACUGAUCGGCUCCUCCAGGAAGUAAUAAAAGUCCCUCCAUCGCUAAUUUCUCUCACGGUUUAAGCGUGCGUGUGUGUGUGUGUGUGUGUGUAUGCAGUUUCUCCAGAUCAGCAAUAUAUUGGAAGAGGUUUUAUUUUGAUCCUGAUGUGCUUGUAUUUUCAUAGGUUUACUGUGCAAAGGAAAGGUAUAAUAAACAAAACUCCAUUUCAAAAUAAGAUGUGGGAGUUUGUUUGUUUUUUUUGCUUUAUAUGAACAUUUCAGUUUUAUCUGUCAGUUGCUCCAAAAACAUUCAAAUGAUACUGGAAGUAUUCUGGUAUGAAUGGAUAAUGUGCAGCUUUGGUUAUAAAUAAAGUUGUUCUAAAUGAA